CCCUGGCUGGAUUUCAUGCAAAUUGUGGACCUAUGUGAGGACAAGCGUUGGGCAAUUUUACCAAAGCUGUUGUAUUUGGUGGCACUGAAUUCAGACAUGAAGAUCCUUUACCUUUUCUUUGCUAUUUUCCUCUUAAUGCUCCAAGGCACUUUAGGUUUCAUGCGAGCACCUAAUAAUGAUGUGCAAUGCAAGCAGGCUGGGGGUACCUGUUCCACCGACCUCUGUCCCCUACCCAACAUGAGGCCUUUUGGACGUUGCCAGCAAGGGGUCCCUUGCUGUAGGGCUGUGUAUGAUUAGCGACUGUUGGCAUCUCAGAUGGGCCAAGCAGAGUUUCUGGCAGCUUGGGAUGCAUCAUCCCAUCAGGAAACCUGGAAUUUUAAGCUGAAAAUGUGCAUUUAGCACACACAUGCACACACCAAAAGAUAAGCAACAGCAGAAAGAAAACAAACUGCUCCACAAACAGACAUGAAGAAAUCAAAGCAAUUCUUGAACCACCCAGGAGAAAAAAAACAACAAUAUUUCUUAUUUGUCUAAAAUGUUUUUCUCUUGAAACUGUAUUUUGGCCACCAACACCUACCCCUGAGGGCAGAUCACCAACAUGCAGAAGUCUGUUCUCAUGAAGGGAUGCACAGUAGGGUCUUCCUUUGGCCCUCAGAACAGAUACUUAUUAUUUCCUUUUAAAGUUAGCAAUAAUGCAAAUAACGCUAGAAGACAAAGUCUGCAGGAGACAUUGAACACUCAGCUGCAAUGUUAGUAUGUCAUGGUCUGUAUAUCUCAAUAAACCUUAGUAAACUUGC
Molecule: messenger RNA, 797 nt
Organism: Pezoporus flaviventris
Lineage: Eukaryota; Metazoa; Chordata; Aves; Psittaciformes; Psittacidae
Product: gallinacin-8-like
Exons: 4
Coding region: 16-297 (93 amino acids)
Biological process (GO): defense response to bacterium; cell chemotaxis
Cellular component (GO): extracellular region
Molecular function (GO): CCR6 chemokine receptor binding; chemoattractant activity
Source: RefSeq, a predicted model, not a curated record